Messenger RNA from Cydia strobilella, 1353 nucleotides. RefSeq lists its product as uncharacterized. The record is from RefSeq and is a predicted model, not a curated record. NCBI's taxonomy places the organism in Eukaryota, Metazoa, Arthropoda, Insecta, Lepidoptera, Tortricidae. The transcript is spliced from 2 exons. The coding region runs from base 387 to 1190 and encodes 267 amino acids.
AUGCGACAUGGUUGCAUGUGAGAAGCGAAGACAACCCUAGUGAUUUAUUGUCUAGAGGCGUUACUUUAGAUAAUUUAAUAGAUUGUAACUUAUGGUGGUUCGGACCAUCAUUUUUGCAUGACUCAAAAUCGGAUUUUAUUCAUGACAAUACGAGUAAAAAUACGGCAAUCGAAGAUUUACCCGAGUUACGAUCGACCGCGGUAAGUUUAGUUUGCAAUCAGCAAGAUGAACUAUUUAAUUUCGAUAGAUGUUCAUCUUACAGUAAAUUGAUUAGAAUCGGCGCAUAUGUACUCCGCUUUAUAUUGAACUCACGUCUUAACUCUGAGCGUAAACAACUCCGCCAAACCGGUUCGUUAUCGGUGGACGAGUUGAGUGCAUCACGUCUUAUGCUAGUUAAAUUCGCACAGAUGCAAUCGUUUCCGGACGUCUACGAUUGUUUACUUAAAAAUAAACCGAUUAAGACGAAUAGUAAACAAUAUAAUCGUAUAUCUGGUCUUAACGUGUUUUUAGACGAUCAAAAUAAGUUAAAAGUGAUUAGAGUCGGUGGCAGAUUGUGUAAUUCUACAAGUUUCGAUUACAACAAAAAACAUCCCAUGUUAUUGUGCAGUAAACAUAAGUUAACGGUGUUGUUAUUCAAAUACGAACACAAGCGGCUGUUACAUGCCGGACCGCAGCUACUCUUAUCUACUUUGCGUGAAUGUUGGUGGCCUUUAGGUGCUCGAAAUUUGGCAAGAAAAAUAGUUCGAGAAUGCGUUACCUGUAUUCGAAUGAAAGAUCCUACUGAUCUAUCCCCGCUCACGCCUGCCCAUUUCCUAAUUGGUCGGCCGUUGACCUGCCCUGCUAGCGAGGACCUGACGGAUGUGCAGCCUUCCCGCCUGUCUCGCUACGCCAGGAUCGAAGCCCUACGUCAACACUUCUGGCGGCGUUGGUCCACGGAGUACGUUGCGGAGCUCCAGCGGCGAACCAAAUGGAAGACGCAGAAAGACGACAUAGCGUUAAACAGUCUCGUUCUAAUCAAAGACGAUAACCUGCCUCCUCUCAAAUGGCGGUUAGGCCGAGUUACGCGUCUAUACCCUGGGAGCGAUGGCGUGAACCGUGUCGCCGACAUUCUCACGGCGACAGGAACAAUACGACGCAGCUUUUCAAAGAUCUGCCCGCUACUACCAGAGCCGGCAGACCUAGACGGAUGAAGACUACUUUGGGAGAUGGUGCUCCCAAGGCCGGGGGCAUGUUCACGCACCUUCUAGCGACACCUAGCGGCGCUGCGACGACAACUGCUGCUGCGCCCCUCCGCGCUCAUCUUGUCUCGUUCUUUCGCCUCGAUAUACGGCACGAUAAACACGUUACUCGUUA